Messenger RNA from Synchiropus splendidus (mandarinfish), 1498 nucleotides. RefSeq names its product coenzyme Q9 homolog (S. cerevisiae) (gene coq9). Gene Ontology annotation, biological process: ubiquinone biosynthetic process. The transcript is spliced from 10 exons. Gene Ontology annotation, molecular function: lipid binding. Lineage: Eukaryota; Metazoa; Chordata; Actinopteri; Syngnathiformes; Callionymidae. Bases 276 to 1229 code for a protein of 317 amino acids. Gene Ontology annotation, cellular component: mitochondrial inner membrane. The record is from RefSeq and is a predicted model, not a curated record.
CCACCGCCGAGCUCAGCUCCUCAGCAAACUGCUUCAGAGCUGCAGGGGACGAUGGCUGAGACCAGACCAGCAGAACCUGGUCCCCGGGCCGGACGCCGAGACUCUCCAUGGUCCUCACUGACGGCUGGAGGACACGCACAGUGAGGCGUUUUGUCAGUUAGAAACAUCACUUCAUGAAGCAACCCUUGAGCUGAAAUCCUGCCUCCGCCCACUUCCGGCUCCGCGACGCUGCCCUCUGGCGGCGCGGAGCCGCAGCUGCAGGAGCGUCAGCGGAGAUGGCGGCGCUGCUGAGAGCUGUGCGGACUGGAAGGGCACUGCGGGGCCUGACCUCAGCGGCGGCCCAGCCGGCGUCACCCCACAGCGGCCGCCAGACACGAGCGUUCCAGCGUGCGGCUCUGAGGCUCCAGGACGACUCCAAACAGGACAAAUCCUCUUCCUCCAGCACGUACCACCAGCACUACCGCGCUGACGGCGCCUCGCAGGCGGGCGAGCAGGCAUCCCGGCCCAACACCAGCUACCAGGACCAGAGCGGCGAGCAGGGGGAGGAGUACGAGAGCGAGGAGCAGCUGCAGGAGCGUAUCCUGACGGCAGCGCUGGAGUUUGUGCCACAGCACGGCUGGACCAUGGAGGCCAUCGCGGCCGGAGCAGAGACCCUGGGACUCUCCUCCGCCUCCACCGGCAUGUUUGACCACGGAGCAGGAGACCUGGUCCUGCACUUUGUGGCGCAGUGUAAUGCACAUCUCUCAGAGAUCCUGGCGGAGCAACACAAGCAGGUCCAGCUGGGACAGACAGAAAAGAAGAAAACGGCUGAGUUCCUCAGAGACGCCGUGGAGACUCGACUGAGGAUGUACGCGCCGUAUAUAGACACCUGGCCGCAGGCUAUGAGCAUCCUGCUGCUGCCUCACAACAUCCCCGACAGCCUCAAGCACCUCAGCACCCUGGUGGACGACAUGUGGUACUACGCCGGAGACCGGUCCACAGACAUGAACUGGUACACCAAGCGAGCGGCGCUGACCGGCAUCUACAACACCACAGAGCUGGUCAUGGUCCAGGAUUCUUCUCCAGACUUUCAGGACACUUGGAACUUCCUGGAAAACCGAAUCCAGGACGUGGUCAACAUGGCCUCCACGGCCAAACAGGUUCAGUCGACCGGUGAAGCUGUAGUGCAGGGGCUGGUGGGAGCUGCUGUCACGCUGAAGAACCUCACAGGACUGAACCAGAGGCGAUGAUGAUGGCUGAGCCUGGGACGUUUGUCUCUAGCUGGACAUCAGCGUUGGGGACUGCAGGAGAAUCGCAUCAAUAUUAUCUCACAACACCAGUCACGGCAGACGUGAUGUUUUGUUUCACCUGAUCUCAUCGAUUAAGCAGGAACGGUCAUCAACAUGUGGGUCGACAAUCUUUGGUUUUUAAGGCGCUGUGGAAACAGAGCGACACAAUUGUUGCAAACAAAUGUCCUGAAAGUAUGUCACUUUGUCCAUUAAAUCUGUUUAGCAAUUCA